AUGCCACCGGUCUCGAAUGAACCCUACACAAGUUCCCCUCCGAUCUAUGACGUCACGAGUUACCCCGCAAGAAUAUCUGAGUGGAAGUCUUGUAAAGCAGGAGGCAUUGCGAUGGAGUUGUGGCGGAAGCGCGUGGUGCAGACUCGCCCACAGUACGGGCAUGUUACAGUCAGAAGGCUACUCGGUUUGAUAGCUGAGCACAUACCCACCACGCAGACUAAGUUUGUUGAAGUCUCCGUUGAGUAUUGCUCGACUUCGGCAUACACCUCUCAUUAUCUGUCGAUGUCGAUAGAAACGCAUGAACAUGAGUACCCUAAUGGCAGUUGGCAAAUGCUACUUGUGUAUGAGAAGACACCAGUACAAAUCUCCCAGAAUGUUGCGGUUGAUGCGGUUACAUUUGGUGCACAACGAUGUUCUCUCUCCAACGUCAGCGUUACGAUGAAUCCCAGCCAGAAGAGGAGCUAUGUCUGGUUCGACUUUGUAGCCGGACAAGAAUUGAUUGUAUGCCAGAUAAGAACUUGGUGCAUGCGAUCGGCGGAAAUCCGAUAUAGGCACGUAACGCAGCUUCUGGGCUUCGGAAACACUGUCUCGACAUUCUCCAUAAUACUGUAUGACUUCGAAACCUCUGUGGCGCAAGCAGAAAGUGCUGUCGUAUGGGCUGCCUACAUCCGAAUGUCUGCUUGCCUCCAUCAUCCUACUGGUGUUCUCUGUCCUGAUUUACAGCUCCGGGAGUUGGAAGACAGCCCAUUGUCGAAUCCUGUGGGAUCUUGCAAGUGGUAUGGAUUUCUGAUAAGCAUCACGAACGGGAUGUGGUCGCAGGAGUGA
This is a messenger RNA of Pisolithus orientalis, 825 nucleotides long. RefSeq lists its product as uncharacterized. Bases 1 to 825 code for a protein of 274 amino acids. Lineage: Eukaryota; Fungi; Basidiomycota; Agaricomycetes; Boletales; Pisolithaceae. The transcript is spliced from 7 exons. The record is from RefSeq and is a predicted model, not a curated record.